ACGUUCACCGGCGCCGCGCUGCGCUCCCCUUAUCUCCAGGAACAACACGGAGCGCGUACCCACUGCGGACUUUUGCCCUCCGACUUUGAUAGGCAAAGAUAAGCCGAACGGCAUAAGAGCAGCUCCAACAUGUUUUCACCUAAGUCGCCAAAAAAUGCCUCAAAGUUUGCCUUCAUGUCGUCGCCCGGCGCUGAGGAGCAGAUAUGUAUGGUUGAGUGUAAACCGGACUGCACCUGUGUUGUCCACUCCGCCUGCAGCUGCGACAGGAGAGACUGCGCGCCCGAGGUGAAGGAGAAUGGCCCUGACAUCGAGAAACAAGGCUUUGACAACUUGGCUUACGAGUAUGGGAGUCAGAGUGAGCUCUACCCUCCACCCAAAACUGCCUCCAGAACAACUUUUAAACUCCUGGGACUCACCUCAGAGCACCAGGCCAAAGCCAUCGAGAGCAGAAUCUGCAGUCUGAAUGGAGUUCUUGCUGGCAGCUUGUCUUUUCCCAGCAGCAUGGCCAAAGUGGACUAUCAUACCUCAGUUAUCACAGCCAAAGAGAUUGCCCUGGAGCUCCAGAGAGUGGGAUUCAAUGUAGAGUCGGCGGUGCAGAUCAGGGUGGAUGGUAUGCACUGCCAGUCCUGUGUGCAGUCCAUUGAGGGGCACAUUGGUCCUCUACCUGGGGUUUCACAUAUUCAAGUGUCCCUUCAAGAUGCUGUAGCACUUAUUAUAUAUAAACCUCUUGUAGUAACACAACAGGAGCUGAGAGACAGCAUAGAGGACAUGGGUUUUGGUGCUACUUUAUUAACCGAUGAUCCAUCUGAAUGUGAUAUAAGCUACUGGCAGAGGGACAUAUUGAGCUUCACUGUGACCGUUUGGAUUGUAGGGAUGACUUGCAACUCUUGUGUGCAGUCCAUAGAAGGGAGGAUCUCUCAGAUGACAGGAGUGCAGUCCAUAGUAGUGUCACUGAAGGAGGAAAAGGGAAUAAUAACCUUUGACCCCAGUCUGACGGAGCAGGAGCAGGUCAGGGCAGCUAUCGAGGACAUGGGCUUUGACGCAUCACUUGAAGAACCUGCAUCAGAGACCCUCCAGGGUCAUGUUAAGUCCAGGCCUGUUAACUCUGGACUUUCUGACCUUUCUGACUUGCAAUUUCCCAAUAAGUCGGGAGUCAGCAAUGGCACUGGAUCACAGGCAACCUUGGCCAGCGAGAUUAAAGUACAGAAAUGCUUCAUUUGCGUAAUGGGAAUGACCUGUGCCUCCUGUGUGGCCAACAUUGAGAGGAACCUGCUCAAACACAAGGGAAUCAUCACCGUGUUGGUGUCACUGAUGGCUGGGAAGGCGGAGGUGAAAUAUGAUUCAGAGGUCAUAAAUGCUGCUGCUGUAACUCAGCUGAUAGAAGACUUAGGAUUUGGUGCCAAGCUGAUAGAGGAAAAUGCGGUAACACAUGGGAAACUGGACCUUACUAUAACAGGCAUGACAUGCGCAUCAUGUGUCCACAACAUCGAGUCCAAGCUCACCUCAACCAAAGGGAUCCAAGGGGCCUCUGUCGCCCUGGCAACCAAAAAAGCCCAAAUCCAGUUUGACCCAGAAGUGAUCGGACCUCGAGAUAUUAUCAAGAUCAUUCAGAGCCUUGGUUUCGAGGCCAGUCUGGUGAAGGAACGCUUCAAAAACAACCUUGAUCACAUGGAAGAAAUUCGACAGUGGAAGAACUCCUUUCUGCUCAGCCUUGUUUUCGGCCUACCUGUCAUGGGUCUCAUGAUUUACAUGAUGGUGAUGGACAGUCAGCACCAGGAACACGGAGGCUCCAUGCCUGAGGAGCAGAACAUACUGCCUGGCCUCUCCCUCCUCAACUUGGCCUUCUUCCUGCUCUGUACACCUGUGCAGAUCUUUGGAGGCCGAUACUUCUACAUCCAGGCAUACCGCUCAUUAAAACACUGCACAGCCAACAUGGACGUGCUGAUUACAUUGGCCACCUCUAUUGCCUACAUCUACUCCUGAGUGGUGCUCAUUGUAGCCAUGGCGGAGCGAGCCAGCCAGAGCCCUGUCACCUUUUUUGACACUCCACCUAUGCUGUUUGUGUUCAUUGCGCUGGGUCGAUGGCUGGAGCAUGUUGCAAAAAGUAAGACCUCAGAGGCUUUGGCCAAAUUAAUGUCACUUCAAGCCACUGAUGCCACUGUGGUCACUUUGGGACCUGACCACUCCAUCAUCAGUGAGGAGCAGGUGGUGGUGGAGCUAGUGCAGCGAGGCGACAUCGUGAAAGUUGUUCCAGGAGGAAAGUUCCCCGUUGAUGGGAAAGUGAUUGAGGGAAGCUCCAUGGCAGACGAGUCCUUGAUCACAGGUGAGCCGAUGCCUGUCAGUAAGAAGGUGGGCAGUUUGGUGAUUGCCGGCUCUAUCAACGCUCACGGUGCCCUCCUGGUGGAGGCCACUCACGUCGGUGCAGACACAACUCUGUCUCAAAUAGUUAAACUGGUGGAAGAGGCCCAGACCUCGAAGGCGCCCAUCCAGCAGUUUGCAGACAGGCUCAGCGGUUACUUUGUGCCCUUCAUAGUCAUUGUCUCUGUGCUGACGCUGGUGGCCUGGCUGGCAGUUGGGUUUGUCAACUUUGACAUUGUGAAGGAGAAUUUCCCGGGUUACAACCAAAACAUCUCCAAGGCGGAGGUCAUCGUCCGCUUUGCCUUCCAGGCAUCCAUCACAGUUCUGUCCAUUGCCUGCCCCUGCUCUCUGGGGCUGGCAACCCCGACAGCUGUAAUGGUGGGCACAGGAGUCGGAGCUCAGAACGGGAUCCUCAUUAAAGGAGGCGAGCCGCUGGAGAUGGCACACAAGAUCAGCGUGGUGAUGUUUGAUAAGACGGGUACAAUCACAAAUGGAGUACCGCAGGUCACCCGCGUGUUGGUAUUGUGGGAAAUGGCCCGCAUGCCUCUGAGGAAGAUCCUGGCGGUUGUUGGUACAGCGGAGGCCAGCAGCGAGCACCCCCUGGGCACGGCAGUUGCCAAACACUGCAAAGAGGAGCUGGGCUGUGACUUGCUGGGUUACUGCCAGGACUUCCAGGCAGUGCCCGGGUGUGGGAUCAGCUGCCGGGUUUCCAACGUGGAACAUCUGCUGCAGCAGCAGAACGACGAGCAUUUCCUGCUGGCAGGAGCCACCACUGACGAAAGCAGCCUGCUGUCUGCUGCCGAGGCCACGCCUGCAGGUGAGCCUUUAUCGUACUCUGUCCUGAUUGGGAACAGAGAGUGGAUGAGGAGGAACGGUCAUCACAUCGGAGCAGACGUUGAUGCCGCCAUGUCCAGCCACGAGACAAAAGGGCAGACUGCUAUCCUGGUGGCUAUAGAUGGUGUGCUGUGUGCCAUGUUAGCCAUUGCAGACACGGUGAAAGCAGAGGCAGCAUUAGCAGUGCAUACGCUCAACAGCAUGGGCAUUGACGUGGUUAUGAUAACGGGAGAUAACAGGCGCACAGCUAAAGCCAUAGCUGCACAGGUGGGGAUCAGAAAGUUGUUUGCAGAGGUGUUGCCUUCACAUAAGGUGGCAAAAGUGCAAGAGCUUCAGGAACAAGGCAAGCGAGUGGCAAUGGUGGGGGACGGCGUCAAUGACUCGCCCGCCCUGGCUCGGGCCGACGUUGGCAUUGCCAUCGGCACGGGCACCGACGUGGCUAUUGAGGCGGCUGACAUCGUCCUCAUUCGAAACGACCUGCUGGAUGUGGUGGCCAGUAUUGAGCUGUCGAAGAAGACGGUGCGGAGGAUACGGACCAACUUUGUCUUUGCCCUCAUCUAUAACCUUCUAGGAAUACCCAUUGCUGCAGGUGUGUUCAUGCCUGUUGGCCUGGUGCUCCAACCCUGGAUGGGCUCUGCUGCGAUGGCUGCUUCGUCUGUUUCAGUGGUUCUGUCUUCUCUACUGCUGAAAAUGUACAAGAAAACCUCAGUGGAGCUGUAUGAGGUGCGAGCACUGGGCCAAACGAGGAGCCUUCGGUCGUCGCAGAUCAGCACACAUUUGGGUCUGGACAGCCAGCGGCGCAGCCCUGCUCCACCCACUCGGGAGCAGCUGAACCAAAGCAGCACCGUCCCACCAAGCCAGGGACCAUCCAUUAACUCUGUAAAGGACCUUCAUGUGUUAUAAAGGGAAAAGGGGGGAAGGACCGAGACAUCACACAGUUUCUGCUCCUCAUGUUUACGAACUGUGUGAUAUUUUUAUGUAUUUAUGUAAAUAGACAAGGCUAAUUGUGCACAGAAACUCAAAAAGUGCUCUUAUUUUGGUGUGGCACAUUCACCUUUAUCUCAUAAAGCUGUUAUUGGUGGCUCUGUGGACACCAAGCCAACAUCAAUCUAACUUUAGUAAGAAAAAUGUUGAAAAAUCAAGCUGCUAAAAAUGAAGCUAUUACUGAAGCACUGUGUCAUUUUAUGCAUUUUAUGCCUAUUUUCACUGCAGGUGACAGGAGCCGCAUAAAUCAAGCUUGCAACAUGAAAUAAUGUUGUUGUUGCUUAUGUGUAACUGCUGUACAAAUGCACCUCUAUAAUAUACAUAACUCAAAGUAAAGCUACACUGUGAUAAGACUUUCAGUGUGACAGUCUCAGGUUAUAAAUAAUGCACAAGUUCAUAGAGAAAAACCAACAGUUCGAGAAUGUGUGUUUAUAUUUGCACCUGUUUCAUCCAACAGCUCUGAUUCUGUACUUUGAUUGGAAAACUGUCACUGAACCUAAGAGAAAUAAUAUGUUAUAGUAUGUAAA
Epinephelus lanceolatus (giant grouper) is the source of this 4703-nucleotide messenger RNA. It is a transcript of the gene atp7b, whose product is annotated as ATPase copper transporting beta. Gene Ontology annotation, molecular function: ATP binding; copper ion binding; P-type divalent copper transporter activity. The record is from RefSeq and is a predicted model, not a curated record. Lineage: Eukaryota; Metazoa; Chordata; Actinopteri; Perciformes; Serranidae. Gene Ontology annotation, cellular component: membrane. Gene Ontology annotation, biological process: copper ion homeostasis; monoatomic cation transport.